GAGAAUCAGACCUGGCACACACGAGGGGAGAAUAUAGAAAUGGAGUAGCUGGAAAAGGGGAUCGAUCGGUUGGCCGAUAACUGCACGGCAAUGGAGGACAGGAUCAGACUGGGCCUCAUCGUGGUCUGAGCGCUCAAAAAUGGCGUCAGGAUUGCCGAAUGUCCAUCAAAAGAAGCUUGGACCAGCGCCGAUAGCAUCCUUCGAAGACUUAUCCGAAGAAGUGGAAAACGCAGAAUCGGCGGCGGCGGCGGCAGCGGCGGCGGCGGCAGCGGCGGCGGCAGGGCGAAUGCCGGGUAUCAUCGAGGUCACCACGCCGGCAACGCCUGGUAGUUCGCUCAAGACGCCUAGUACGCCACGAAUUGAUAUCAGCAGGGCGAGCAGUUCUUCGCACCAUGAGGAUAGUAAUUCCAGGGACUCGUCGCCCGAACGGGAGCUUCUCGCAGGUGCGGAACCUCCGUCCGGUUGCAAGCUGACCCUGGGCUAUAAGGAGGACGCUCAAGACCUCAGGUCCUCCACGGAGGAACUGGAUCUGCAAGAUCCCGUCCACGAGCAGGAUCUCAAACGGGAGUCGAAAAGACGAAAGCGGAAGGAGGCUGACGGGUCCCAAUCAGAUUACAGCGGCAAGCAGCUGGGUCAGGACCGCGAACGCAAGGACAGUAACUGCUCGGAGAUUUGCUUGCUCAACAUCAGCGGUAGAACGUCUAGACUGUCGUCGGUUGGUAGUCAAGGCUCCGGCGUCUCCGGAAAGCUCUCGGUCAUGUCAGCGACUUCUUCCAGAUCUCCCAGUCCUCACAAGUGUCUACUGGAGACGUCCUUCUGCGGAAGCAAGCCGACGUUGGCUGAUAAUCUGAUAGAGCCGUCGAAACCGGAGACCGAUGAUCUUGAGAAGAUACUCUUGAAGCGGGAGGCCGAUACCACAAAGGCGUUGAUUCCCGAGAGUAUUAAGGUGCCUAUGGUAGGUGGCAAUCUGAAGCCGGAUCCGUUGGACAAACCCAGAAGACGUGGUCGUGAGGAGCGGAAGGAAAUCUUCAAACGGGAAGUCGAAAUCACCAAAAGAUUUCUGGAGAAAGUUAAUAUAGAGGUACCGAUCAUCAAAAAAUCAGAACAGCAAGGAUCGGCACAGCAACAAUACAAGCAGCAGCAGCAAUACCAAUCGACAAAGACUCAAAUCCAGGAAGUUCAAAAACCUGUGACACUCGACUUUAACGACAGAAGGAAGAAAGCUCAAAACUUUAAAGAGAUUGUGCAGACGACGCCUACGACGAGUAGCCUUACGGGAAGUCCGAAAUUACCAAGACACCAAAAAGUUCGCGAACUUGAAGGCUCGAGAACGCCCAGUCCGUCAUCCGUGUCCAGAAAAAGUAGCUUUGCUUCGCUGUUCAAGGCCAGAACCGACGGCAGCGUACUGAGCCCGGAAUCACCGUCACCCAGCACAAAACCACGGCGAAGUCUGACGUCAAAAUUGAAGGACACUACGGAGAGCCUGAGGAGCCGUUCAAAGUCACGCGAGAGAGUCUCCAUCGAUAAAAGUUCAAUCAUGAAGAAGGACUCGAAGAAUAAGGGGGUGUUUUCGUCUACGCUGAGCUUGUUCAAGAAACGCGAGAGGAAGAAGAGCUACGACGAGGCAAUCGCGGCCUCGUGUGACUUGGAAGUUGCCAGUGGGGAUGAACACCCGUCUCUGGAGAGCAUCGGUCACGUGGAGUUUACGUUCAACACAGAGAAAGAAAGGAAUCGCCAGGAUGAUUCGAUCUUCAUUAGUCUCCAUGCCGAUGACAGAAAUUAUGAGGAGGCCUUGCCAUCGGAGAGCGUCUCGAUACCGUUGGAAACACCGACCAAACUACUGGACGAAUACGAGUCCGAAGAGCCGCACAUGGGCAGCAUUAUCACAGAGGUGUCGAUCGAACACCACCCGACGCCGCCGUCGUCGUCGAUGGCCAGAAUUAGGACUGAGGCUCAGAUUGAAACGAUCACGGCGACGCAGACCGUGUCCAGAAGCUUGUCCAGAGAUAGCCAGCCACCGCAGAGUGCAACAAAAGACUCGCAUAUGUUGAAAAGUUCCAAGUUGAGAGACUCCAAGGUUACCACGCAGGCUAAUAAAAUAAUUGAGACACCGACACUAGCCAAGUCGUCAUCAACGACAUCGACGAUUAAACCAGAUAUUCAAGUAGAGAUUAAAUCGACAGACUUGCGAACGUCUGGUGGUUCGUCGAGAGAAUCUACUGGCAAAAGGCCGGAUAUAACGAAGCCAAAAAGAAAAAGUAAAGAGAAUCAGCAGCAGCAGCAGCAGCAGCAGCAGCAGCAGCAGCAGCAGCAGCAGCAGCAACAGCCAGAACCACCCGAAAGGAUAAACGACGACGUAGCGACGCAGCAAAAAAGAACAAGUCCAGGAGAGCUUUCUCGAGCCACUCAAGAAACUAAAAGACUCGAUGACAAGAUUGGCAAGUCGGCGGAAAAGGAAGGCCUGGUAAAAACACCUAGUGUGAUAUCUGAUCUUGAUCACAAUAGCUCCGAAUCCGAGAAAGAUUCACAAUCAGAGAUCGAGUUUAUUCGUAAUAAGGUCGAGAAGCUGGCUGAAGAGCUGCCGGACGAACGAAAGGGUCUCUUUUAUGAGGAAAGCUUCGAGGAGGAUCUUCCAUAUGUACCGACAACUCUGCCAUUGGAGAAGAGCGUUGCUAUACCUAUUCUGCCGGUUAAACAACGACUUCAGGAAGUAAGGACAAUCCCAAUCGAGAGACCACGUUCUACGACGCCGAUAAAUCCAACUUUGUUGGACGAGUUUGUGAUGCAGACAUCGCUAGACGAGCGGCGCGUGGAACGAAUGAAGAUAUCUCUGCCGCGAGAGGAUAGCUUCAAGCUAAAGAGUCCACGUCGUCAAUACGCCAGUACAGCGAAUACGUUUACUGAAUUUGCGGGCAAGGUGCCGCCGGAUGGCGGCCGCAAAGGCGCUACUAAUCAAGGAAAAUCACCUAGUCCACCUCCACUGCCACCGAGAGCAUCAGCGUCAGCAUCAUCGGCAUCGACAUCGGCAGCGGCAACAUCAUCAUCAUCAUCAUCAUCAUCAUCAUCAGCAGCAGCAGCAGCAGCAGCAGCAGCAGCAGCAGCAGCAGCAGCAGCAGCAGCAGCAGCAGCAGCAGCAGCAGCAGGAGCAGCAUCAACGCGGCCAAGCAACUGGAUCAACUUUGAAGAAAUACCGGAGAAGCGAAAGGCACCGAAACGGAUACAGACGAUACCGCGGCCAGAGGACGAGAGCGCAAAAACUAUCAGCGGUGGUUACAGCUACGUGCAACCAGAAGAGUGUAAGUGCGAGUGUCACGAGGAAUCUAGGCGAGCGUCUAUGCGGGAGGCAGCGGCGGCAGCGGCGGUGGCAGCGGCUGUCGCCGCUACUGCCACCGGUACCGGUACCAGUACCAGAACCUCCUCUUGUAGCAGCAAUGGCGAGCGACCGUGCAAUGGUGAAAAUUGCACGGCGCCGACCACUGGCGGUAGCUCGGUCGACCGUGCCAGUAUCGUCAGUGACAGCUCGCUGGAGUGCUCGCUGAGCAUCGACGACGGCCAGAGCACGCAGGUGCUUCUCGGCAACUCGACGAAACCCUUCGCAAUGGAUCUCGACGUGCGUUCCAACAGGUCGAGCAUCGUAUCGCAGGAGGAAAACGACGAGAAUCAGCACCAAUAAUAAUAAUUGUAAUAAUAGCGCACCUCGUAUAGCGCACCCACGCCUUAGGAUCUUUGGAUUUUCCUCUUCUUCGUAUCGAAAGAUGAGUCCGAGUUCCUCCGAUACACGAAUCAAACGGGCGAUUUGAUUCCGAAUAAGACGUGCGCCACCCUUCUUUUUCGUCGCUCUCGUUUUCCUUUCCCUACGACAGAGAAUAGAGUCGGAAUUCAUUGUCUCAGUAUAGGUUGUAGUGAAAACUUUCGAUCGAAAGCACUUACUUCCACUCGCGUCUUGGAAAAGUCGGACUAUUGUCGCGUAAUCGUACCGCGUCGGAUUAUACACUUUCGCACGACGGUAUUGUUUCUUUCCUUUGGCGUUGCAACUUGCUAAUUGAAAAGCUUCUUUCUUUAUAUUCUCCUCUCGAAUCCAUAUGUAAGAUAAGGAAAUGGAGAAGUAAUGCGUGUAACGCUCUUCACCGUAAUCACUUUUUCUUUCCAAGUAUAACAUUAACAUCUUUUACGAGAGAAACCGCGGUUGGGCGAAAUCCUUUCAUUUUACGAGUUUAAGAGUUUAUCGUACGCAUGCAUAUGCACGUUGAUACAAUUUAUUAGAGGUAGAUUUCGAGGCACCUCGAGGAUGGUGGCUCGCUAACGUUUCUACUAAUCUCUACAAAUUAGUCAGUAGUUUUUCUCCGACGAGAGAGAAUCGCACCGCUACGAAAUAUCGGCGGUGAACAACGCUCGGGUAUCGCUCGUAUCUCGUUCUCCUUCUCAAAACAAAGAGAGUAUAUAAACGUUUUAUAUUAUUUCAUCGGUUAUUGUACAUACAGCGACGAUAUGUAACGUCUGAGGCGAGAUCUCGCGGUGUUCGAGCUUUCGAAGCUUCAUAUCAUGUAGAUAAGCGUAGAUUUAUAGAUACGUAUAUUUCCGUGGGCACGUUGAUCUUACCGAGGUUAAGAAGUUUAUUCAAUGUUGAGCCGGGAUUGUACCGGCACGAUCAUUUACUGAUCGAUUGUUUUUCAAACUUGUACGAUAGCAUCUAAUACGUAAACGAGUCUACGAUGACUGAAACGACAAGCAGAUCUCGCGAACCAUCGCCAAUGUUGUACGCACGUUAUAGUUUCUGGCGAUUUACGCCGCAUUAUUGUCCGAAAGCUCGCGCAUUGUCGGAAUGCUAAAUGCGUGAUCGAAACCGUUUUAACGCGUUAUUAUCGCGUGUAUCAAGUUUUUCAACCAUCACACGUCAUCUUGUAGAAUUGCCGGCGACUUUUCUACUCGCCACCAUCUUUUUGCAUCUUCAUUUACGAAUCUGGCUUGGCGAGCCAUCAUUCGCGUAAAUAUGCUACUUUCAAAGGGAAUGAUCUUUGUCAUUUUCCCCUCGGUCGGGAUUUUCAGGGAGCUGAGACGAGCUGCACUCAUUAAUCGUGCGUGUUCCAUAAGUCGAGCUCUCGUACGAGAUAGAGAGAAAGACAAUUCUAUAUUAUCUACCUCCGUAAAAAAUUAAAAAAUGAAAAAAGAAAAACAGAAAAUGUACCAAAGACAGUCGAGUGUCUGUGGAGAGUUGUUUCAUCCACGCUCUGAAAAUCAGAGUUCGCGACAACGCGACCAGUUCGGUUUGACCCCUCUUCUCGCGACAAGUUUCAUUUCUUUGGAGAAGAAAGGAAAGGACAUGUGGCAUACGUGGUACAUAUAUAAAAGGUUUGUAAAGUAAAUAUAUGUAUAGAAUAAUUCAGGGUAAUUGCGAUAUUGAGAUAAAAGUAAUCUUUUUUUCUCUCAAUGGACCAAUCGGCCAAUUCCAAGAUUCAUGAUAAAGUGGAAAUUACAAGCGUCAACAUUUUAAUAGUAUCAAUCUUCGUCUCCGGAUUAGGACUGUCUCGUUAGUACAUGUACGGAUGAUACAAAUGUAAAAAACACAAUUUGUUUUCUCCUCCAACAAUUUGUCUAUAGAUUGUAACAUUUCAGGCAAAGUCAGUCUAAUAAUAUAAUCGUGCAUUUUCAAAAUAUAUUCUUCAGAGUGUUGAAAGGACGAUGAGUUUGUUCUUCUUUAUAACGGUUGAAGAACAGGAAGAACAGGAAGGGCGUAGAGGCGCCUUAAUUUCGACUUUCGAUAACUUUUGAAGAAUGUAAUCUUCAUGUUUUUAAAUUCAGAGUUUGGUUUGUCAAGUUCUUUUUUUUUCUUUAUAAAUUAGUAGAGAGAGCGAGAGAGAGAGAGAGAGAGGGAGAGAGAGAAUAAUAAUAGUUUCCCACUUAGCUAGAUCUAUGUUCUACAAAGAGCAUGUAUCAUAAAAGGUUACCGUUACAUCGAAUUCCAUUUUGUACAUUCGAUCGUUGCAAUUACUCAAUCUAUAAUAUUAUUUAUGAGAGAAAAAUUCUUUUAGAUAUUAAAUAUAUAUAUUGCAUACAAUGUUUAUACAUAAUUUAAAGAUUACUGGAAAAAGGAGGAAAAAUAGUGGUUCGGCAAUAGACGUACGUGUGUAUCGUGGCUGGAUGGUUUAUUCAUCAUCAGAAUGAAACUAUCUAAAUUGAAUUAAUUGAUGAAAGUGGUUUUGUAUACGUAUAAUUAUGUCGACGACUGACUGCCAAUCUAAUCGAAGAACGUUGUAUUUCGAAAUAUACUUGGCACCGAAAGUCUCUUAAUUCAUUUGCAUGCGUAGUGAGAAAGUGAGCUUACAAGGGGUCAAACCAAAAUUCACGUAUGCAUUUGUACUAGUAAAGUGGCAAUUUCGUUUGUUCCGCACGUGAUCGUAUUGUUUGUUCUUUUCUUACAAUUAGUCUAUUUUACGAAUGAAAUAUACGAUUGAAUACUCUAUUGACAAUGAGUUCAACGAUUCGCAAUGUUAUCUUUCGUGUUGUAAAAAAAGAAAAAGGAACUAGCUCUGUGUUCAACAGAUGAAAGGAUUCAUUAUUAAACAACAGAAACAAUUUGUAGCUGUUGCUUGUCUGUCGCGCCGCGCCGAGCGACUCGAUGAAAGAUGUCUUGCGAUUAGCAUUUGUCGACUGCGAUAACAAUAGUUGACCCUCUUUUGAAAUUAUUUUGUAAUUACUUUACCUGAAAAUUUCACUAGGUUGUUACAGAUAUGAAAAAGCAGAUAUCGCAUGGCUCGACGUGGCAGAUAUUAAUCGUGCAUAAUGGAAUUGAAUCAAAUUUCCAUUCUACUUCCAUUUCGUUCUUAAUGCUCCUACUUUCCCUCCGUCCUUUACGCUCCUCUUCACCUCCACUCGGACAUACGGUAGUUAAGUCGAGAAAUGAAUAAAUUAAUAGAUCUGUAAGUGAUUAAAUACUCGGCGAAUCGAUCGGACUCUACCCGUUUCUUUUCCCUUUUCUUCUUCUUUCUUUUCGGCGAAGGAAAAGGGACGAGUAAAUCUCCAUGCAGUAGGUUAUAUAAUCUCGCGAAGACAGUUUGGCCGAUGUAGCCAGAUGUUUUGUGCAACAUGAUUUCUCUCUUUUUUUUUCUACAUUUUCAUGUUUAGCUAAACGAAUUUUCAGAGUACAUGUGUGUAUGUAUAUCUGUACGCGAGUGUGUGCGUGCAUGUGCGUGCGCGCGUGCGUAUGCCGGGUAUAUGUGCAUAUAUGCGCGUCUACAUAAACACACACACAUUAUUUACACACAACUGGAGAUCGUAACUUGUGUAAAUUUCACAAGUUUAAUUUUCAUGCUGGAAAUAUAAGGCAAUUGGGCAAUAUUUUUCCAAUAGAUACAAGAAUAACAGUAAUUAUAAUAAACUUGUCGAAACACGAUGAUAAUUUGUUCACUUAUUAAAAUUGUAAAAUUGUUAACAGUUGCAUUAUUGCUUUUAUUUUUAAGAAAUAUUUUUGCAACAGUACAUUUACUUGCAAUUUUUCUCGUUAAAGUUUCUUUAUUGCCAUCAAUAAAACUAUGUAAAUUAUUUUUCGUAUCGAAGGCAUUGUAAUCUGAGCUGGAAAUUGUAUCAGCUUCUUGCAGAGCAAGCACAGAGAUCAACAUCGGUUAAAACGAAUAUACAUAUAACAAUUUUACGAUUAAAGGCAAAGAUUGCGUUUCACGAUAUACAAGUUGACGUAUUCUCGCAAUAGCAUGAUAUGUGUUGCAUCAUAUUAUAUACAAUUAAAAAUGCAAAAUUAAAUUAGAAUCGGAUUCUAAUGUUCCAAGAAUAUAACUAAAAAUGUAUACACAUACUUCUUUAAAAGCAAUUUAUUUUCAUUAAUUGUGAAAGUGAAAAAAUUUCUUUCGUUAUUACAUUUACUUCAUGUUUUCAGUUCUUUAUUUAUCAAUCAUAUUUAUUUCUCUCAAUAUACUUUUUAUUGAUACUGAAAGGUUACGCGCGCAAACACACACUACACGCAUGCACCCACGGUAUAAAUUUUUUAUUUGCAACAUUUCUGUCUUUGACUAACGAUAAGAAAUACUAUGAGUGUUGCGCCGACUAGAAAUGUGCUCGAUUUUUACAAAGACACACCUUCGGUUCGGCCAAAAUUGCGUUCUUCUUUUUAUAUUUAGAAAAAGACAAUUUGCAAAAUUGUUUUCGCAAGAUUUUGUAAAAUACAAAUUUUGCAGACAAUUUGUUGAAGAAAAGAAAUAAACAAGAAGAAGUGAACAUUCUUGUCCGUUUUUUAUGAAAAUGGCGCAUUAAAAAAAUCGAAUUUCUUUUUAAAUAGAGAGAGAGAGAGAUUCUCCAUUGCGCAUUUAUUCUAGCAAUACAUGACUGUUCGUUAUUAUUUUUCAUGCAAUGUAAAAGAGUGUGAAAAAAUGGAAUAAAAAUGGAUAUUUAAAUGUUUCUAAUGUUAUGUAAAUAGGAUUAUAGGAAUAUGCGCGCACGCGCGUGAAAAUACAUUUUCAAUACUAGUAACAUGUUUGAACGAUGAUGACUACGAUAAUGAUACGUUUGACGAUCUCAUGUUCAGAAAAGAAAAAAUAAAUUAAAAUAAACUGUU
Vollenhovia emeryi is the source of this 8563-nucleotide messenger RNA. RefSeq names its product AF4/FMR2 family member 4-like. Bases 140 to 3673 code for a protein of 1177 amino acids. NCBI's taxonomy places the organism in Eukaryota, Metazoa, Arthropoda, Insecta, Hymenoptera, Formicidae. The record is from RefSeq and is a predicted model, not a curated record. The transcript is spliced from 9 exons.